CAUCCCUGGACGGAGCUGUCAGGAUAACUUAACGGAGCAGGACACACGCUACUACAACUGCUGUCAACUGACCACGGCUACCGAGGAACGUUUAUACCCUAAGAGACAGGGGCCAGGUUCAGUUCUGAUCCGGGACGCGAGCGGCCACAAAAACACGCUUGAAACUGCGGUUGGUGCUGGAAGCGACUUGUUGUGGAGUUUGGUGUGAUUAUUGUUCACUUUCCACGCUGCAGACGUUAUUUAGAAACACGACUGAUGCUGUUGGAGUAGUUUAUAAAACUGGCAACUGCUGAUUUCACAGCAGGGUUAUUUGAGUUACAAAAAGAACCCCAUGUACUUUGGACUUGGUGUGGAGAGACGCACGUAGCCAUAGCGAAACCGUUGCGGGAGGUGCUGCUGAUGCAGAGAAUCGCCCCAAGACUGAAGCCCAACAAGCUACAUCUUCCCGUGCGUUGCUAUCACCAUUGUUCUGGGACUAUGUUAAUGAAGGAGUACCGCAUCUGCAUGCCUCUCACCGUGGAGGAGUAUCGGAUUGGCCAGCUGUAUAUGAUCAGUAAACACAGUCACGAACAGAGUGAACGUGGGGAGGGGGUGGAGGUGGUCCAGAACGAGCCAUAUAACGACCCCGAGCACGGAUCAGGCCAGUUCACUGAGAAACGAAUCUACCUCAACAACAAGCUGCCCAGCUGGGCCAGAGCAGUGGUCCCUAAAAUCUUCUAUGUCACGGAGAAGGCUUGGAACUAUUACCCGUACACUAUCACAGAGUACACAUGCUCCUUCCUGCCCAAGUUUUCCAUCCACAUAGAGACCAAAUAUGAGGACAACAAAGGGAGCAACGAUAAUAUCUUUGGCAACGAGCCCAGAGAGGAGGAAACAGAGAUGUGUUUCGUGGACAUCGCUUAUGAUGAGAUCCCCGAGCGCCACUACAAGGAGUCGGAGGACCUGCGGUAUUUUAAGUCCAAGAAGACUAACCGAGGCCCCCUGCAGGAAGGAUGGAUCGACACCCAAGACCCCAUCAUGUGCUCCUACAAACUGGUCACAGUCAAAUUUGAGGUCUGGGGCCUGCAGACACGCGUGGAGCAGUUUGUACACAAGGUGAUUCGGGAUGUCCUGCUUUUAGGACACAGGCAGGCGUUUGCCUGGGUGGAUGAGUGGAUUGACAUGACCAUGGAGGAAGUCCGAGAGUACGAGCGAGCCACGCAAGAAGCCACCAACCUGAAGAUCGGCACCUUCCCCCCUACCAUCUCCAUCUCAGAGACCCCUCUGCCAUCCAGCACCCGCAGCGGCCCCAACAGCGCCCCGUCCACUCCCCUCACCACAGAAGCCCCAGAGUUCCUGUCAGUGCCAAAGGAGCGCCCCAGGAAGAAGUCAGCUCCGGAGACCCUGACCCUGCCGGAUCCAGGCCGCAGAGAUUCACUCUUCAAACUGCCCAACUUUUUCUUCUGGAACUCCAGUCCGCAGCCUGAAUGAGAGCGUGGCCACGCCACUGGUGAACACCCUUGACCUGUGGAUCAGUGGAGGAUGCCUGCCCAGCACAUCCCACAAUGCCCCCCAGCCAGCUGAAGUGAAGGAGACUUCUUACCGUCCUGGUGAUCCAAGCCCCCCUCAGCAGACUCGUCGGUGUUACAGCAACCGCUCUCAGACUGCCUUUACAGACACAGACAGGCAGCCUGACCUCCGUAGCAAAAAGUCCCGCGAGGUGUCACGGUGUAGUGCGUCCCAUCAAGAGUCUAUCAAAAGCAGCUGGAGGCUCCUCGUUCUUCUCCUCAGAAAACAGCCAGCACCAUGCAUCAGACCGUUAUUAGUCAGAUUGAGUGUAGCGUACAUUCCUGGAAACGUUUCCUCCUACAGAUUAUCACCUUGCUUUUCUGUGUUGACGAGAUUUAUUCUGCACACUUUACAUGUACAGUUUUUUUUUCUGCUUUACCUUUAUGCAUCGGAGUCUCUGGCUUGUGGUUUGACGUAUCUAUUUAUGUGGUUGGGACUUUUCGACAGGUUCUCUUUGGUCACCAUAUCAGUUGAGUAUCAUGGUUUCCAGUCAGGUGUAAGGUGAUUGUGCAUUCUUGUAUAUACUGUAUGAACAUUAUUUAACCGGUAAAAUGUCAGUACUUUAAGAUGAAUAUCAUAUCCAGUGACGACGCUGCUAUGAAACUGCUCUCGUGUAUUUUAAAGGACAGGACUCUCUACCUUCUUUAAGUGUUUAUUAUAGUGAGCUCUGUCCACCACAGCGUCUGUAAAUGACUGAUGUAAGUGCAUGAUUUGAACUGCAGAGGCUGCUUUUAAAUAUUAAAUGUUUUCUUUGUUAUCUUGGUCUAAAACUUGAUGUUGUGUUGAGUUCCUCCAGGCUGCUCAUGUGGUUUGCAUGUUGUUUUGCUGCAUUAUUCAUUUCAACUGUAUGUAUUUUUUAAGUCAUACUGUUGAUGGAUUUUGUAUUCAGUAAAUUAAAUUAAAACCUGUUACAUUUG
This is a messenger RNA of Epinephelus lanceolatus (giant grouper), 2465 nucleotides long. RefSeq names its product cytoplasmic phosphatidylinositol transfer protein 1-like. NCBI's taxonomy places the organism in Eukaryota, Metazoa, Chordata, Actinopteri, Perciformes, Serranidae. Gene Ontology annotation, molecular function: phosphatidylinositol transfer activity; phosphatidylinositol binding. The record is from RefSeq and is a predicted model, not a curated record. Gene Ontology annotation, cellular component: cytoplasm. Gene Ontology annotation, biological process: phospholipid transport.